AUGUUAGCGUCAAUAGGGUUAAAAAUUGGUUUAUUUGCUUUUAUGAAUAUUAUUUCGUGCGUACUAAGUGUUCAACGAUAUGGUUCGCCGGGAGUUACACUUUACGUGGCGGAGCCGGAGGUCUCACGAAAAAUAACUGUAAUAAAUAGAUUCGGUGAAGAAAAAGAUAGUAAUUCGUUAGAAAGGACAAAACGCGAUGCCACGACAAUACCGCCUCCAUCGUCAGAAGACCACAAAAACUUCAAUAUAUGGACUACUCAUCUAAAUGACAGCCAUCAACAGUUAAUGGUACACUGGGUUGGUGAAGGCUCUAAUGUGAUCAUAUGCUUGGCAAGAGAUUCUAGUUCUCGGAAUAAAGGAGCACUUUCUGCAUCAGCUCUAUACAUUUCUUAUGAUUAUGGAAAAAACUUCACAAAUAAAACAGAAAGUUUCCGAUUGGGAGACUCUCCAGAUAGUGGCUAUGCUCAAUUGGAUAAAUUCUUCAACCACCCAAAGUACCCAGAAUUUUGCGUAUUCGUCGAUUCAACAAACAAGAAACUGUAUUACACGUACGACAAUGGAAAAACAAUACGUCGAUCGGACCUCGACUUUCAUCCAAGCGAGCUUGCGUUUGAUGAAGAUAUUCCGAACAGAUAUGUUAUUAUGGAUAAAGUUAACUCUACUAGGAACCUUUACAUGACCUCGGAUGGCGGGAAGACAUUCCAAAUGAUACAGAGCUACGUGAAAACCUUUUUCUGGUCUUCAGGGCCAGGGUUUUCAAAGGUUUUCUACGUAGAAAGAUGGAAGCCAGGCGGUAAUAGCACAGUGCUCAGUGUCAGUGAUCCUAACAAUAUGAUAAACGCUCACGAGCUAUUCGCGGACGCUAAGGACUUCCAGAUCAAAGGAGACUUCAUGUUUGCAACUAAACAGUCUAAAGAGAAAAACUCCUUAGAUCUCUACAUAUCUCACCAACGUGGACCAUUCUAUAAAGCUGAAUUUCAAACUGAGCUGGACCUAAACAAGUUUCACAUCGCAGAUGUUACUGAGAAACGUAUAUUUGUCUCUGUAAUGCACACAGAUAGUUUGGCUAAUCUCUACGUUUCGGAAAUUAGCAAGAAUUUCUCGCAGUACAACUUUGUGCUAAGUUUGGAUCAGAUCCUGUGUUACUUCCCCGAUGGAAAUUGGAAGGACAGCUGGCUCGAGGAUGUUACAGAAGACCCAUUUACUGAUCUAUACCGCGUUGAAGGCUUAAAGGGCAUUUACAUAGUAUCGAAAGUGAACCAGAAAACGCAGGGUUCAAACAUAGAACCGGACCACUUGAUAUCACUAAUUUCUUUCGACCAUGGUGUCACGUGGUCCCCCAUUAAACCACCCACUGAAGAUGAAAACGGAAAGCCGCUCAACUGCCACAUAGAGAACUCGUGCAGCUUGCAUUUGUGUCAGAAAUUCAGUCAGCUAUAUCCAGUUACAAGCCAACCGGGAUAUGUCAAAAACAGUGAGACGAGAUCUGCAAGCAUAAUGAGUUCUAAGUCAGCACCAGGUAUUAUUAUGGCGACUGGAGUAUUAGGAAAGAGUCUCAAGGGGAUUCCCGGAGUUUAUAUCAGUAGGGAUGCGGGACUCAGUUGGAAGAGAAUAUUAAAAGAUUACUAUUUCUUCAACUACGGUGACCAUGGCGGUGUUUUAGUGGCAGUCAAAUAUUUUAAAACGAGAGGUGAAACAAAGAAAAUAUUGUAUUCAACGAAUGAAGGCAUGGACUGGAAAUCCUAUCAAUUUAACGAUGAUGAUCUUCGCAUAUACGGACUUAUGACGGAACCAGGGGAGAACACAACGACAUUUACAAUGUUCGGCUCAGCUAAUGAGCAACACCAGUGGAUAAUUAUCACCAUGGACUUAUUGCACACUUUUGAACGGAAAUGUACGGAUGACGACUACAAGUAUUGGUCCCCAACUCCCCCGAAUACGUCAGUGUCUUGCGUUCUCGGAAUGCGAGAUACUUUCCAACGACGACUCGCUCAUACGAAUUGUCACAAUGGAAUAGGAUACGAUAGGCCCGUUAAAAAAGAAAGAUGCGAAUGUAGCAGGCGUGACUAUGAGUGUGAUUUCGGAUUUGUACUCUCAAAUAACAUCUGUGUUCGCAACCAGAACCUCAAUUAUGAUCCUUUUGCCGUUUCUCCCGAAUGUCGUCCGGGCAAGUUCUAUAAUAGGACGAAGGGCUACAGAAAAAUUGAUGGGGAUGUUUGCACUAUAUCUUCCUAUAUGCCCUAUGAACCCCAAGUCGUGCCCUGCCCUAUCGAGGAGCCGCAAGAGUUCAUGUUGGUCGCCUUGAGAGACAAAAUUGCACACAUCGAUCUAUCCGACAAUACCACUAUCAUUCCGGUUCAAGGCCAAAGAAAUAUCGUCGCUAUUGAAUUCGACAUGAAGAAUAACUGCAUAUACUGGGCCGAUAUUGAACUGGACAAAAUUAGUCGACAAUGCUUUGGAAGAGGUCAAGCCCAGGAAGUAGUCGUUGACACUGACUUGUCCAGCAUAGAAGGAAUGGCUCUAGAUUGGAUUUCAAAUGUUCUCUUCUUCGUGGAUGGAAUGAGAAAAAAAAUUGAAGCCGUCCGAACAGAUCUGACUAACAAGGGUAGAUUGAGAGCGACUAUAUUAAAUUCAAAGGUUCUUUCCAAACCGCGCGGUAUUGCAGUUCAUCCGAAAGCAGGUUAUCUGUUUUGGACAGAUUGGGAUCGUAGCAGCCCGUCUGUGUCCCGGUCGAAGCUAGAUGGUACUGAUGUGAAGAAGUUGUUCACGAAACCGAUAGUGCAGUGGCCCAACGGAAUAACCAUAGAUCAAAUGGCUGAUAGAAUUUACUGGGUGGACGCCAUGGAAGAUUACAUCGCGAGUGCAGAUCUGAAUGGUCAAUAUUUCAGAAGGAUUUUGUGGAAUGACGAGAGAGUGGGUCAUCCAUUUGCAGUUGCAGUCUUAAAGAACCAAAUGUACUGGGAUGAUUGGAAAACUAAAUCGAUAUUCAUGGCGGAUAAAGAUACAGGUGCUAAUAUUAUAACGAUAAAUGAUACUCUGUCCGGCCUGAUGGAUUUGAAAGUGUUCGCAUAUUUCAUGCAACAUGGAAGCAAUGCAUGUUCAUACAAAAACACCAGUUGUGAUACUCUUUGUUUGGGUGGUCCUGGAAAUACCUUCAGUUGUCUAUGCCCGGAUGGAUUUAACAAGGUCAAUGGAAAGUGCUUGUGUCCUAAUGGUAUGGAGCCGGCUCCCAAUAUGACUUGUCCGAAGCAAGCUGGAACUUGUUCACCGGACGAGUUCGCAUGCAAAAACGGCAUGUGUAUAACGAAGUCGUGGAGAUGCAACCGCAACGACGACUGCGGCGACAUGUCGGACGAGGUGGGCUGCGUGUGUGCGCCGCCCAUGCUGGCGUGCGACGAGGCCGGCUGCUACUUGCCCAGCUGGCGCUGCGACGGCGACGCCGACUGCGCGGACAUGAGCGAUGAGAAAGAAUGCGGCAAACAAAAUUGCACCGACACCCAGUUCCAGUGCGCCAAUGGUAAUUGCAUAGAGAAGAGAUGGGUUUGUGAUGGGGACAACGACUGUAGAGAUGGAUCUGAUGAACGUAAUUGUGCGCAAAACCAACCAAAACGUCCGGAUUCGCUGACGUGCUCGGGCCACGUGUUCCUCUGCGGCAACGACACGAGCGGCCAGUGCAUACCCAACUCGUGGGUGUGCGACGGCGAGCGCGACUGCCCCGGCGGCGAGGACGAGGGCGCGGACCGCUGCAAAGACUCCACCUGCGCGCCGUACAUGUUCCGAUGUCCGAGUGGCAAAUGUAUUUAUAUGUCCUGGGUGUGCGAUGGCGAAAACGACUGCAGCGAUGUAGAUUCAUUGGAUGAAAAGAAUUGUUCCUCAGUCGGUCAUACAAAACUCAUACCACGGCCAAGUACAGAGACACCCAUUUUCCCUCACAAUGGCUCCUGUUUAGACUGGAUGUUUAGAUGUAGCAAUGGUAACUGUCUACCAUAUUGGUGGCGAUGUGAUGGGAUAAACGACUGUGGGGAUAACUCUGAUGAGUUGUUAUGUGGUUUGGUCAACCCUGAGAAACCAAUUGUAAGACCGGAGCAUGAUGCGACAAGGACAAAGUGCAAUAAAAAUCAGUUUACAUGUGCUCCUGGUGUAUGCAUCCCGCUGUCGUGGGUGUGCGACCUGAUGCCGGACUGCACGGACGGCGCGGACGAGCGCGGCUGCGGCGCCGUGGUCGCCGCGCCCGCGCGCUGCGCCGCCGACAGCACGCUGUGCGCCGACGGCCGCGCCUGCGUGCGCGACCACCAGCUGUGCGACGGCGCGCCCGACUGCGAGGACGCGAGCGACGAGGCCUACUGCGGCACGAAACACAGAAACAUAUCCAACUGCCCGUCUCGCUACUUCCAAUGCGACGACGGCCUGAAGUGCCUGUGGCAGGUGAAGGUGUGCAACGGUCACCAGGACUGCUACGACGGCAGUGACGAGGCGAACUGCACCAAUGAGGACAAACGGACGUUCUAUAAUUCUAUAAGCAUAGGAGUGGACCAGUUUUCAAUAAACUCGACAAGUUUCCUGAUAUCCUGCUGGCUCCCGCAAAAGAAGUUUGUCAUGAUGAACUACCUGCCGUCCAUAUCUAAGAUCAGUGACGGGACGUGGAAAAAUAUGACGUGGACCAAUGAAAGUGUCUACAUAUUUACUGAUUUGGAACCAUACACUGAAUACAACGUGACAGUCUAUAUUAAGGAUAGCAGGACGGAAAGUGUAUAUGCAUCAGAUAAAUAUGUUUCUACGAUGACUGGUGAAGGAGAACCUUCCCCACCCAGACGUCUAACAGUACGCCAGAUGGUUGGGCGGCGAGUGAACCUCAUCUGGGACCCGCCCGCGCAGCCACGCGGCGCGCUGCUCUCCUACACCGUGUACUACGUGCCGCCGCUGCCGCCCAUACAGAGGCUCGUGCGUGCGGAAAACAAGCCCGUGUCCGUCGUCCUAGAAGGGUUCUUCAAACCUAAUAAGAAUUAUUCGUUCUGGGUGACAGCUACAAACGGCGCGCAAACAUCCCAGUCGACGCCGAUAGCGAACAUAACAUUCGACGACGUGAGUGACGUAGACGAUAUCGUGAACGCGAGCGUGACGCGCGUAAAUGGAGGCGCCUGCCUCCACUGGCAUCGAUUACGCGGCGUCGACGGGUACGCCGUGCAGCUGCGGCUACCGCCCGGGUAUAGGAAGCGAGAUGUGAUCACUACUCCUGAUAAUGCCUUAAAUAUAACAAAUCUACCACCCGGCGUCACAGUAUACAUAGACAUUAGAGCAUUUAAGAACACAACAAUGGGUGACCCCUUCACAAUACCCCUUAAGACGGAAGGGGUUCCAGACGAAAGAAUCAAUAUGACAGCAGUGUUAUUAAAGGAGAAACGCACUUCCGUACAACUGUCCUGGACGCCUCCAACCGCAGACAGAUAUAAGAACAAGAAGUUGGAAUAUGAAAUCUAUUAUGUCAAUUUGCCGGAAUGGAAGAAUAAUGGCACAGAUAUAGUGAUAAAGAACACAACUAUACUGAUCGAAGGUCUGCAUGCUUGUGAAAGCUAUAUGUUUUCGGUGGGACUGCGCGGUGGACCGGUUACAUCAAGGGAAAUUAUUACACGAGAAAAUCCUAAGGCGCCUGUAAAAGAUUUACACUUUUUAUUCGACACGAAAAAGGCACAGCUUCAAAUUUUGUGGAAGGCAAAUUGUGACGUCAUACAAGAGCCAGUGGCUUACAGGCUGGACAUAACCGAAUUGACACAUGACAAAAUAAGUCGAUUCGAACUGAAAGCGAGUGCGAAUGUGUCUCUCGCACACGUGAUCGAGGGCGUGCCGCUCGGUGGGCGAUUCAACAUCUGUGUAUAUGCAACAGAGAAGGGGUCGGCCUCCACGUGCGGCCUGUUCCGCAGCGGCGAGGUGGAGGCUCCGAGCGGCGUGAUGGCGUGGCUGUCGCCCACCGGACACGUCAUGGUCAGCUGGCAGCACCCCGACGACAACGCCUCAGUGCCCAAGCUUAAAUAUCAAAUCUUGGUGUCUCAAAAGGAAAUACCAGAAGAUCUUCUUCAUCCAAAUGAAGAUAUUAAGACAGCUGUAGCCGAAUUUUCGCCUUUGAUAAUGACUGCAGAUAGCGCUCCAACGGGACCGUUAUUUGUGAGCGUUAGAGCCAUUACCGAAGACGGAUAUUACAGCGAUCUGAGUGAAGUUUUGACUAUGGCUGGUGCAGAGUCCCUGGGCAGUGAGGCGGGUGCGGGCGGGUGGGGCGCGCAGGCGGCGUGGUGGGGCGCGGGCGCGGCGUGCGCGGCGGCGCUGGCGCUGGGCGGCGCGCUGCUGCACGCGGCGCUGCGCCACCGCCGCCUCGCCGCUUCGCUGCUGCACCUCGCGGCCACCACCAGAUACGACAGCCGGCGCGGGCAAGCCACCAUCGAUCAUGAUGACGACGACGUACCUCCAAUCCACGGUUUCUCAGACGAUGAGCCUCUGGUGAUAGCC
Molecule: messenger RNA, 6498 nt
Organism: Brenthis ino (lesser marbled fritillary)
Lineage: Eukaryota; Metazoa; Arthropoda; Insecta; Lepidoptera; Nymphalidae
Source: the annotation of a GenBank genome assembly